AAAGAUUACCCGAAAUGCAAUAGCACUCGGAAAAUACCAGGCGGGGAAUAAGAAAACCCAUGCGGGAAGUGACCCUGCGAUAUUUGAUAGUGUUGAAAAGCUAAGAAAAGAUUAAUAGAUUGGGAAACGGCGAAAGGCUGUAGUGGAAACGGUCCUUAUUUAUUUAGAAGACCGUAGACUUCUGUACAAGCAUGGUUUGAACAAAGAUACGUAAGCGGCUUUGGCCCUCACGCGGGCAGGAAGGCUAACUGGCAUUUGACGCCGUGUUGCGUUAACUAACUCCAUAUAGCUUAUACAUACUAAAUGCGUGCCUAUUAGGAAAAAAAUGUCGGGCUUUAACUUUGGAUCGGGGACCCUUGGCUCCACCAACACGGGGGGAGGAUUCACAUUUGGGGCAGUUACCAGUGCGCCUGCGGCCAGUACUGGUGGCUUUGGUUUUGGGACUCCUUUGGGAACAGUUGCUGCGACCCCUGCUUCCACCACUAGCACCACUCAAUCUCUUGGUCUAGGAGGUAGCCUCUUUGGUCAGAAACCUGCUGGAGGGUUCUCUUUAACUACACCUGCCUCAAGUGCUACUGCACCCACUACAGGUCUUACAUUGGGUGCCCCAGCUGCUGCAAGUACCACAACUGGCUUCAGUUUAGCCUUCAACAAGCCCACUGCCUCAGCAACCCCCUUCUCCCUCACCGCUACUACCACCUCCUCAAAUGCGGGAGCAGGUUUAACAUUUGGCUCUGUCCUGACGUCCAUGGCUCCACAGCAGCCUGCAGCCACAGGCUUCACCCUUGGCCUUGGUGGUGCAGCAACCUCCUCUGUGGUCUCAACUGUACCAUCAUUGGGCACAGGUCUUUUCUCAAGCACUGGGUCUACAGGUUUAGGUCAGACCACUCUCGGAGGAGGAGGCGGGCUAAUCUUGGGCUCUCUAUUGGCUACCUCAACGGCUGUAUCAGCUGCUCCUGCCCCAAGUAUUGGCUUGGGAGGAGUCGACUUUAGCACAUCGUCAGAGAAUAAAAGUGACACGUCCUCUGGUGCCAACGCACAGGACAGUAAAGCCUUAAAAGAUGAGAAUCUUCCCCCAGUCAUUUGCCAGGAUGUUGAAAUUUUCCAGAAAUUUGUAAAGGAGCAGAAGCAGGUUCAGGAGGACAUCAGCAGGAUGUCAUCAAAGGCCAUUUCUAAAGUCCAAGAUGAUAUCAAGAGCCUCAAGCAGCUUCUCUCUGUCAGUGCCAGUGGUCUUCAGCGCCAGGCCCUAGCCAUUGACAAACUAAAGUUGGAGACGGCACAGGAGCUGAAAAAUGCAGACAUAGCAUUGCGUACACAAAAAACGCCACCUGGACUUCAGCAUGAAAACACGGCUCCGUCAGAUUAUUUCCGCAGCCUAGUGGAGCAAUUUGAGGUGCAGCUUCAACAGUAUCGGCAGCAAAUAGAAGAGCUGGAAAACCACCUAACUACGCAGAGCAGUGGCUCCCACAUCACCCCUCAAGAUCUGACUUUGGCAAUGCAGAAGUUGUACCAAACAUUUGUUGCUCAAGCUGCCCAGCUUCAGUCUGUCCAUGAGAAUGUCAAGAUUUUGAAGCACCAGUACCUUUCCUACCGCCGAGCCUUCCUGGAAGACUCCACUGAUGUCUUCGAGUCCAAACGAGCGUCUAACAGGAAAUGGCAGAGUGCGCCACGAGUCACAACUGGGCCUGCCCCGUUUUCCAGUGUGCCCAAUGCUGCAGCUGUUGCCAUGGCAGCCACGUUGACCCAGCAACAGCAGCCAACUCCAGGGACCCAGGCACCCUUGGGGGCAGGGUUUGGAAACCCCUUUGCCUCUGCAGUGGGCACUAGUUUGGGCUCUUCUACCCUUGGAGGUUUUGGUGGUGGGCCAGGAUUUGGUGGGGUGGGGACUGGGGGGUCUUCUUUUGGCUUCUCCUCCACCAGUAAGCCCACAGGAGGCAGUCUGAGUGCAGGCUUUGGCAGCAGCAGCACCUCAGGCUUUAAUUUCAGCAACCCAGGCAUCAACCCGUCCGCCGGCCUGACCUUUGGUGUGUCUACCCAACCAACUCCAGGCUUUGCCACAGCAACACCUCUUCUACAAUUAAAGAAGCCCCCCGCUGGUAAUAAAAGGGGGAAGAGAUAGAGACAAGAGAAACCCGAACUCUUGUGACAGAGCAGCUGACUAUUUUGGGGCUUGUAGCAAAAUAGUCCUAGCCUCCCAAAAGCAUAAAACAGAACAGAACAGAGGAAAAGUGGAUUUAAAGUAAAGCAUCAGGAAUGUGAUUGGACCUUUCUCCAAAUAAGCAGUCCAGUAACAGACGAUCCUAUCUAAAAUCACACUGAAGUGUUUGGUUAGCAUGAGGAAAAAGAAAAUCCUUUUGAUCAUCCAUUGGUCCAUAAACGUGAUUCCUACUCUGACAUUUUCUACUUUAUUUCUUAACAAACAAUAAAAUAAAUUACUUUGAUUACUUAAUUGCCUGGAAGUGGAAAUACCCUUAAACUUUAAGUGUGGGCAGUUUUGUUCUUAAUAAGCUGGCACAAAGUCACACAGCACCAUGGAACUUUUUUUUUUUUUGGUCAUUUUGAGCCUGAUUGAGCUUAUUUUCUGUUCACUGUGGUGUAACAGUGCUUUUUGGAUACCAGGCAAGAAGAGAUCUGGGUCAGUUACAAGUUUUUUAGUUGUUGAGGAAUUGGUUUAGCCUGAACAUUAUGUAAGAUGUUUUUUAUUUUGUUUGUUUGUUUUUUUUUGCACCUUGAGAUGGAUUGGUUGAUCUCCUAGUGUUAACACAAACUCUGUCAAUUCAAACGCUUCUCAAAUUAUGACUUGGCCCAAUUCUCUUCUGGAGAGAGGAAAGGUAAAGGGAAAGAGGUUUAUGGGAUCCUAGCUGGUUGGGGACAGCACUGUCCCUGUGUAAAAAUAUUGUAGCGUGUUAUCUGAUCCUAUAUAGUUUUUUAGGUGUCCAGCAGUGUCCAGGGUGGGAUUUUAGGGAGAUACAGUUUUAUUUUUGUAUCAGACAAAUUACAUUUUGGGAAGGGUAUGAGUGAAUUACCAGAUUGGAAUAUUACAUGAUCAAGUCCACAUAACCUUUUGUUUUGUUUUGUUUUUUUAAACAAUCUAUCCUUAUUGUUUAAUUAUUUCUUUUAGCCACAGUUUCUUUUUCCCUGUGUGCUACUGUACAAAAAGAACUUGGGAUAGGAAAAACUGUUCUUUGUAUUCCAUGCUCCCAGUAGAUGGUUUGUUAGUUAAAUUUGAAAGAAUUUCUCAAGUAUUUUUUGCUUAUUCAGUUUAUACAUGUGCUAGAACAAAUUUGCACUAGCCAGCGUAUGCGACCUGUAAAUGAUUGUGUGAAUGUGCACUUAUGCCUGUCGCACAAGUAUGAAUUUGUCUUUCUUGUAUCAUGCUUCAUUUGAAUGUUGGGAGUGGUUGAUUUUUCUUUUUUUUUUUUUUUUUUUUGUCCAUGUCACUUUGGUUACCAAAUACUGCUAGUUGUACUAUUGUUUUCUAAUUACAGUCUGUGGAAACCUGUAUUUUCAAGAUGCUGUUUAAUAAUAAAAUCUUCUGCCAGUUUAUGGCAGCACUUCAA
Melanotaenia boesemani (Boeseman's rainbowfish) is the source of this 3560-nucleotide messenger RNA. RefSeq names its product nucleoporin 58 (gene nup58). Gene Ontology annotation, biological process: nucleocytoplasmic transport. The coding region runs from base 326 to 2119 and encodes 597 amino acids. Gene Ontology annotation, molecular function: structural constituent of nuclear pore. The record is from RefSeq and is a predicted model, not a curated record. Gene Ontology annotation, cellular component: nuclear pore. Lineage: Eukaryota; Metazoa; Chordata; Actinopteri; Atheriniformes; Melanotaeniidae. The transcript is spliced from 14 exons.